AUGCUUCAACGUACCAAGUAUAACCGCUUCAGGAAUGAUUCUGUGACAUCUGUUGAUGAUCUUAUUCACAAUUUGCCCAUGAACAGCAAGGUCUCAGCAGUUUCUACAACUUCAGCUUCACCUUCAUACCUGGUCUCACCAGAGCGUCUCCGCAAGAACCAAGAAGAUGGACCCACCACCCUGUGUACCCUCCUUCAUAAAGUGUCCCACUUGAAACUCUCUAGCACAGGCAGCCUUUUGGGUAUCAAAAACCUCUCCUCUGCAGUAAAGGAGCUUGCUGUCUCCAAAUUGCAGGGAAGCUCGAGUGCUUCUAGUUCAGCAGCAGGGGCUUCAGACAACACAUGUAACCUUGUCUCUGCCACUUCGUGUUCUCAGCAGGACGUGAGCAAGAUGAGUAUGGGGAAAAAAGCAUGGUCAGAGGAAAUGCACCUGGGAAGUGAAGAUUGGAAUCAAAGUAGCAGUUUUGUCAAUAAAUCCUCCCGAGGAUGGCUGCACUCAAGUGAGAAGAUCCUGGGACCUGGUGUGACGUACAUUGUGAAGUACUUGGGCUGUAUAGAAGUGUUACGGUCAAUGAGAUCUCUUGACUUCAGUACUAGAAUGCAGGUUGCAAGGGAAGCAAUCAGUCGUGUUUGUGAAGCCAUGCCUGGUGCCAAAAGAGCCUUCAAGAAACGAAAGCCACCAAGCAAAGUCCUUUCUAGCAUCUUGGGAAAGAGCAAUCUUCAGUUUGCAGGAAUGAGCAUAAUGUUGAAUAUCUCCACCAGCAGCUUAAAUCUAAUGAAUCCAGAUACCAAACAGAUCAUAGCAAAUCACCAUAUGCAAUCUAUCUCCUUUGCGUCUGGAGGUGAUCCGGAUACUUCAGACUAUAUUGCAUAUGUAGCUAAGGAUCCUGUUAAUCGUAGAGCUUGUCAUAUACUGGAAUGCUGUGAUGGCCUGGCCCAGGAUGUCAUCAGCACCAUAGGGCAAGCCUUUGAGCUUCGAUUUAAGCAGUAUUUGCAAUGCCCCUCUAAGACACCUACUUUCCCUGAUAGGAUGCAAAGUUUUGAGGACCCAUGGAUGGAGGAAGAUAAUGAGGCAACAGAGCAUCACUAUUACAACAACAUCCCAAAUAAAAUACCUCCCCCUGGCGGAUUCCUUGAUGCCAGGCUCAAAACAAAGCUUCCCAGUGCUGCAGACACAGCUCAGUCUGCAUCAGGAGUGGGAGGAGAGCAAAUUUAUUAUCAGAGCCAUCACUUAGGAGAAAAAUUCAGUGAAGAAUGGCAUCACGGACCAGUUAAACAAGGAUCUCUGGAUAUUUGUAGUAUGUCAGAAGAGAAAUCAGAAGUAGCACCACCAGCAGAGCUGCCAAUAUAUGUAAACACCCAGCACAUAAAUAGAGAAGAUCUAUUGACACUUCAGGCAGAUGCUGAAAGUACCUUCAGUGGAACAGCAGAGGAUGCUGAAGCAAGCAGCCCAGGAAAGGAUCUGUUUGACAUGAAACCAUUUGAAGAUGCUCUCAAGAAUCAAACAUCUGAGGCUAUGUUGAAGAAAUCCACCUCCACGGGAUGCACCAGUCCUCCUUUAUCCAAAGCAGCUGUCCAGACUGAGGCUGAAGAGCUGAGCACUGAGCCAUGGUAUCAAGGAGAGAUGAGCAGGAAAGAAGCAGAGCAGCUAUUAAAGAAAUGUGGAGAUUUCCUUGUGAGGAAGAGUACCACAAAUCCUGGCUCCUAUGUGCUGACAGGCAUGCACAAAGGACAAGCCAAGCAUCUUCUUUUGGUGGAUCCAGAAGGAACUGUUCGUACAAAAGAUCGUGUCUUUGACAGCAUAAGUCAUCUCAUCAACUAUCACCUUGAGAAUAAUUUGCCUAUAGUUUCUUCAGUGAGUGAACUCUGCCUGCAACAGCCUGCUGAAAGAAAACACUGA
Molecule: messenger RNA, 1899 nt
Organism: Poecile atricapillus (Black-capped chickadee)
Lineage: Eukaryota; Metazoa; Chordata; Aves; Passeriformes; Paridae
Gene: SHC3
Product: SHC adaptor protein 3
Exons: 12
Coding region: 1-1899 (632 amino acids)
Biological process (GO): cell surface receptor protein tyrosine kinase signaling pathway; intracellular signal transduction
Cellular component (GO): plasma membrane
Molecular function (GO): receptor tyrosine kinase binding
Source: RefSeq, a predicted model, not a curated record